UAAGAAUCCUAAGUAGAAUAUUCCUUUAUCUAGUGUUGGAUUCCCUCCUAUCUGCAUUUUGAUCACCACUUCCGUAAAUGUUUCUUCUUUUCUCAUGAAUUUAUGGAUAAAUUGUAGUGGUCAGUAACUCAUUAGUAAUAUUUCUGUUGUUUUAUCUCUUUCUGAUGUACUGCUUAUAGAAAUUCAGUGUAUAUUCCGAAAUUCAGAUUUAUUUAUGGAAUGAACAAUAAAAAUGCGUACUAGGCUGUAAAAAUAGAAAGGAUGGAAGGCUAUCCAUAAAAGCCAUCGUAUGCCAGCAUUGUAAUACUCCUUAACUUCUAUAUGAAUGUAAUAAAGAACAUGACAAUCUACACGAGAGGGGGAAGCAAAAUAAAUGUGGUUGGAAUGAUGAUUCAUUUGAUGAAAUGACUGACAAGGCAUAUUUAUGUAGUCCUGACAGCCCACCACCUAUUUCAAGUGAUAUCAGAGUGGCCACAACACCUAGUAUGGAUGAAGUAUUUUGUAAGGAACAUGUGGACAGUCCUAAUAUUUGUGAUGGUGAUGAUGAUGUCAAUCUGGAGAGACUUUCUGAUCUGCAUAUUCCCCUUCCUCUAUUCCACACUGAAUCAAAUUAUUCAGACUCAUCGCAGAUGGAUGCCCCGGAUUCUGAAAUUGAUACAUGUUGUAUAUUUUCAUCAAAUAACUGUGUUAUUAGCCAUUCGGAAAACUACAUUCAGACUAAACGUUCUCUUGCAUCCACUGAAUCAUCCCAUUUAGAUCUUAAUGAUGGUUCCGCGUCUAAAGUUACAGCAGUACAACCAAUGUAUUCACGAUUUUCCACAAAAAAUGGUGGAUUUCUACAGCUAUCAUCUCAUGCUAAUCAACUUCUAACUACUGCAGUUCAGUCAGCUCAACCGCCUAAACCAACAUCUAGUUGUCAGUCAUUAAAGUCUAAGUAUCGUCGUGGAGGCCAAAUAACACUGAAGUCAGGUGCCUCGAUUCUCCGUACAAAAAAUUCGUUUAGUGAUUCAAAAACUACAAAUUUUAAACCAACACUUACUUCCGCACGUUUUACGCAUUGUCGGUUUUUAACUGCUUCUCAAUUGUCUGGAUCAACACGAGAAUCAACAGGUACUCUAACUUGGUUUCCAAAAGUAGCUUUGGUCAAUUCUAAUACCUCGUUCAAUUUACGAAAACCAGCUAUUGUUAUCGCCUCAUCAUAUCCUAACUAUAGAUCAGAUGGUACAUAUGUGAAAAGUGAAGGAGUUAAUUUUAUGGCUCAAUCUUCUACAGGUAUAAGAUCAGCAGGUAUCCAGUCUAUGACACGUAAUCAAAAUGGUUUCUAUGUUUCUUCGAUGCACCAAAAUUCAGUGAGACGUGGUGGUGGUGGUCCUCUGAAUGCCAGCACUGAUAUAACCUCAGUAGUAGCAACAACAAUGUCAACUAAUUUUGGACCUAGCCGUGCUGUGUUUUGUCCUCAUUUGGGUUGUGGUAAAACAUUUCGUGAUACAGCUGCUAUGCGUAAACACCUACAUACACACGGGCCUCGUGUUCAUAUUUGUGCGGAAUGCGGCAAAGCAUUUGUCGAGUCAAGUAAAUUGAAACGUCAUCAACUUGUGCAUACUGGUGAAAAACCUUAUCAAUGUGCAUUUGAUGGUUGUGGAAAACGCUUCUCCUUGGAUUUCAAUCUACGUACACAUCUACGCAUUCAUACUGGAGAUCGACCGUAUCCUUGUCCCCAACCUGGCUGCAGUAAACGCUUCGCUCAGUCGACAAAUCUAAAAUCUCACUUAGCUACACAUAGUAAAGUUAGAAAUGCUCAGUCAGGUUUCACUAAUCGACAUCAUUUAAGUCCUAAUGCCAAUAGUUCUGUUCUUCUGCGCACUCACUCACAACCUAUGCCAAUUUCAAUGAAUGGUUCCGUUUUACACUCUCAAGUGAAUUUUCCCACUAUAAUUCCUAUGGGAUCAAAGGAAGUCAGUAUUCGUAAUCCAAAUGGUAAUAGUAGAUUCAAGUCGAAUUUGAGUUCUUUAUUUCAAGAAGUUCGUCUAGAUGGUUUUCGACUGCAUAACUCGUCACCACUGAACAGCGUCUCUAUGCCUGUAUCAUCGUGCUCAGAUCAAUGUGAACCGACAGGUAUAAGUCCUAUGUCACCAUUAGAUUUAACAUCUUCAACUGAAUCGAAUGGUUCCUCAUUCUCUUCGCAAAAUACUGCUGUAGUGAAUACUAUGUCAUCAUCAAUGUCAGUUGUGUCAGCAUCACAAAUGCUGACUACACUAGACGGUAAUCUAGAAGAUUUCGAUAAUUCUACUGGCGGCAACAUGCCGUUGUUUGACAACGCUUCUAUGGAAUCGUCUAGAAAUGUUGACCAUCAAAUUGAUAUUGAUAUUAAUAAAACUAUGAAAUGCUGUGAAGAAUUUUCAAGUGAUACACAAAUCGAUUAUGAUAGAGAUAACUUUCAGAUACCGCUUUGCAUAAAACCAGAAUCAGACAGUGUCAAUACAUCACCGAUUAUGCAAAAGUGUGUAACACCAAAGCGAGCAAGGAAAUCCCUAAGUUUGCCUAAACGAUCUGAAUCCCCGGGCUGUGAAGACUUCUUUAAGACUGAAGAAGAAAAUGUGACGUAUUACAACAAGGAUAUCGACCAUCGACCUGAGAUGAUAAAUCGAUUGUCCAAUGGAAAUGGUAGUAGUGGUAAUCAUCGGUUAUCUAAUAACAAUAAACAACCUGUAGCUAAACCAUCAAUACAUCAUCAGCAUGUAUCAAAAUCACCCAAUAAUAAAUAUCUGUGUAAAAAAUCAGUUUUGCCACAGUCAUCGGCAUCAUCAGUGAUGACGACAACAACAGCAGCAGCAGCUGGAGGAGGAGUAUGCGUCGUAACACCCUAUGCUACUCGAUCGAAAUCUCGUGAAUCGUUGAAAGCCUCAUCUGGCUGUCAUCGUGGUGAUGGUGGUCGUCGUCGUGGUGGUGGAAAAAGUUUCAAAUCAUACAGAAUUAAACAUCGUUCCCAUCUAUAAGUUUAACAUCUUUAUAAAUGUGUGUGUGUAUAUUGUGUUUGGUUCUCUACCUCUUUUGUUCUUUCUUUCGCUCGCUCUCUCAUCCUCUCUCUUCGUUUGUCUUAUACGCAUAAUGUUGUACACUUGAGGUUUAUCUGUUGUUGUUGUUAUCGUCUAGUCAGUCAUUAUUGCUCAGUGCGCAUGCACUCAAAAUUUAGUGCUAGCAGUAGCAGCUGGUGGUGGUGGUGGUGGUCAUGUUCGUUUCGAUUUUGUUUGUUCUAUUGUUGUGUGUAAGUGUGUGUGUGUGUUUGUUUAAAAAUAACUUCUUAACAGACCCGAGUCUAAUUCAAUUUCCAUGACAUUGAAGGUUCUAUCUACACUGUCUGUCUGUUAACCUGUCAUUCCUGGAGAGUUGAUCUGAAAACCGUGUUGAAUCACAUUUGUUGUACAUUUUUUUUCUCUCGUUAUUGUUUCAUUUCUUCUAUAUAUAAAAUCAUGUAUACUGUUCGUUGUUACUAUUAUUAUUAUUAUCUUAUAUUACGGUGUAUUAAAGUUUAACUGUGUAGUGCUGAUUUUCUCUCAUGUGUUUAUUAUCGUUUUGUUGAGCAUUUUGUACUUUCAUAUACUUAUCACCCCUGUGUGUCUGUGUGUGUAGGUGCGUGUUUGUGAAUUAGGGAUGGUUUGUUGGAUUGAAUUGAAUUAUAAACUUGUAAACACAAUUAAAAAUUUCAAAAUUUAUCAUCCACUUCCUCUGUAAGGCAAGCAUACACAUUCUUAUUUAUUAAUAAAUUUUUCCUUCUACACUUAUUGUGAAUAUUAAAUCUUUGUCCUCACUAACUAACUAACUAACUGUUGUUUGCAUUUAUUACAACUUUGAUAUUGUGUCAUCCCCUAGUGUGCAAUAAUUUCCCUAAAUCGAAGAUAUAUUGGAGAGUGAGUAAGCAAAGUAUAAAGAUAGUGGGUGUGUACGCUCAUCACAACAGACACGCACACACACACACGCAUACAAACACAGGCAUACAUACGUACAUUUGUUCUUCAUUGUGUACAAUUCUACAAAUUUUAAGUUUUGUUUUCCUAUCUGUUUUCAUUAUAAACUGUGCAAUACAAAGAAACAUGACAUGAAACUAAUUCAUAGUUAAUAAUCAGUAUGGAUGCACACACUGAGAGAAAGAGAAGAGAGGAGGGAAAAUCAUUCUUCAAAUGUUGAUGUUUUUUUUAAAUUUUUGUUUCUGCGCUAUUCUGGUCUUUGGGGGAUGUGUAUGUCUAUAUGUGUGUGUGUGUGUUGGUUUGCAUUUGUGUUCAUGCUUCACUGAUAUGAGUCUAUAAUACCUGGGAGUGUAUUUAUUCUCUCGCCGUUUUCCACUUUGUGUAUUAUCCUCCUAUACGAUACUAUACUACUGGUAUUAUUAUUAUUAUUGCUACUACUACUAAUAGUAAUGUUAUUAUUAAUUAAUUAAUUACGAAUAUCCUGGGUAAAGGUUGUUUCAAGUAUAUUCAUAUUAUUCACUACUACUAGUCCUAUCAUCAAUAAUAACAUAUACAUAUACAGGUGCGCAUAAUCAAGUUUGCUUAUUGUAUAUCGCUGGUGUUUAUUCUAGUCCUCCUACGUGUGAAAUUCACCAUACUGAAGAUAAACAUAGUAAUAAUGAUACUCCAGUUAGAAAUCGUACUAGUAGUUAUGUUAUAUCCUGUUUGUGUGUGUUAACGUGUUGGGAACAGUAUUAUAUACUUUUAAUAGGAAGGAAGUAUGCCAAAAAAGAAAAUUAUGUACACAUCUCUUAUUAUUUCGCUCUUUGCCAUUCAUUACCAUUAAAUAACAUCACUGCUCGUGUCUGCGUCAGCGUGUUAUUUUCGGUGUCCUUGUUUAUUAUAUUAUAUGCUCUCCGUGCGUUUAUUGUUGAACAACACCCCUGGAUAUGUAGUUUUGUUUGUUCUGUGUGCGGAUUCAUCACCACACACACACACACACAAGCGUAUCUAACAAUGCAUUUAACACUUUUAUUAUUAUUUUUUAUUCUACAGCUUUCGGUGUUCUCUUCCCUGCCUCCUUCCUUGUUUGUCUGUUUUUCCCCUUUCAUGUCUGUCUCUUACACCAUCUUUUAUGUUAUAUCUCAAUGCCUGCUUAACCCCAUAGGGAGGUGUGUUAUGCAUUGUGAAAGGCAUUUGAUGAAGAAGAGACGAUAGAUAAGAAGAUUAUUUGUGAUGUGUGUCUAUAUGUGAUAAGGUUUCUACUUUACAUUCUGCUUCUUCUUCUUCUUCUGCGUCUCCGCCUCUUUACUGAACUGUCGUGUGUGUGUGUGUGCUCCAGUGUCAAUAAGUAUUCAUGAUUUAUAUAUAUGACUCUCUUUCUUCCUUUCUCAUUUUACCCUUCUAUCUCUCUGUCUGUCUGUCUGUCUAUCAUUCUGUUGUCUUUGCUCCUCCUUUUUCUAUGCUUGGUCUAUUGGUGGUUAUCACGUUGAGUACAUUGUGUUUAGGUCUUGUUUACUUAUUUUUACUUGCUUGUUAUUUAUUCUUUCAAAACAUUUACAACGUUUAUAUCCAAAGUUCACUUGUCUAUCUAUCCAUCGAUCAGUCAGUCGAUCAAUCGAUCAGUCAAAUCAGACUAUAUUCGUUAACUCUUAUUAAAAAAUAAAUAAUGUAAUUAUAUCAUGAGAUAGGGAGAUUAACCCAGUCUCUUAUAUAUCAG
Trichobilharzia regenti is the source of this 5664-nucleotide messenger RNA. Lineage: Eukaryota; Metazoa; Platyhelminthes; Trematoda; Strigeidida; Schistosomatidae. The record is from the annotation of a GenBank genome assembly.